This is a messenger RNA of Drosophila obscura, 423 nucleotides long. Its product is annotated as tauPI-stichotoxin-Hcr2c. Bases 101 to 361 code for a protein of 86 amino acids. Lineage: Eukaryota; Metazoa; Arthropoda; Insecta; Diptera; Drosophilidae. The record is from RefSeq and is a predicted model, not a curated record. Gene Ontology annotation, molecular function: serine-type endopeptidase inhibitor activity. The transcript has 2 exons.
UUGCGUUUGUUUAACAAUAGUUUUUUAGGAGCCAUGAAAGAAUACUAUUUUGAAUAAAUAGGUAUUAACAAAAGAGUCAGUCUCCAUUCUGCCAUCCAACAUGUUGGUAAAGUUUUCGGGUUUUCUCGUUCUCCUAGUGCUAUUCUUGCACCAAACCCAACCACAGACUAUUAAGAGGAGAUGCCUGCUGCCUCUGGAUCAGGGCACGGGCAAGGCCUUCUUCCGCAAUUGGUACUUCAAUUCGACGACAAGCAAAUGCCAGAGGUUCGUAUUCUUUGGUGGCGAGAAGAAUGGCAACAAUUUCCAGACCAAAGCACGCUGCAGGAAGAUAUGCCUGACAAAUGAUCCGAUUAAAGUUUAAUUAAAAUAUAAAUCAGAUGAUCUCUUAUGAAUUCUAUUGAAAUUGUAUGAAGUCAUGGCAAA